This is a messenger RNA of Desarmillaria tabescens, 3443 nucleotides long. RefSeq lists its product as uncharacterized. Bases 158 to 3436 code for a protein of 1092 amino acids. The transcript has 6 exons. Lineage: Eukaryota; Fungi; Basidiomycota; Agaricomycetes; Agaricales; Physalacriaceae. Gene Ontology annotation, biological process: leucyl-tRNA aminoacylation. Gene Ontology annotation, molecular function: leucine-tRNA ligase activity; aminoacyl-tRNA deacylase activity; ATP binding. The record is from RefSeq and is a predicted model, not a curated record.
CAUUGAUCUGACUCGAAUUUUUUGCUGAUCGAUUCAUCUUUGCUCUGCACGCCGACGAUCAGGCUCUCCUGAUUUAGGCGAUACCCUUUCGACUACGCUCCUGCGACGCUGCUCAUUGGCGACGCGAUCUUGUUUUAUAUCUCGCACCUACUCUGCCAUGUCCAAUACCAUCGAGCUCGCACAGACUGCGAAACGAGACUACCUCAUCGACCUCGAGAAAAAAUACCAGGGAAAAUGGCAGGCAGAAAAAGCUUUUCGAGAACUUGCCGGCUUGUCCAAAGAGCAAAUACAUGAAAAGUUCCCCAAGUGGUUCGGCAACUUUCCCUAUCCCUACAUGAAUGGCUCUCUACAUCUCGGACAUGCGUUCACCAUCAGCAAAAUCGAGUUCGCUGCUGGCUAUCAGCGUAUGCUUGGAAAAUGCGUCCUGUUCCCCCAUGGUUUCCAUGUCACCGGUAUGCCCAUCAAGGCUAGCUCGGACAAAAUCAUCCGGGAGAUGAGCCUUUUUGGCACGGAAUUUGAAAACUUUGAAGAGGUCCAGGCCAAAUUAGAGGCCGAGAAGGAGGCUAAAGAGAAGGAGGAGGAAGUCAGGGAUCCCGCUGCUGCCGACAAGUCCAAGGCGAAGAAGGGCAAGCUGCAGGCAAAAUCCACUGGCCAUACAUAUCAGUUCCAGAUAAUGGAGAGUAUUGGAGUACCCAAAUCUGAGAUCAGCAAGUUUGCGGAUCCAUUGUACUGGCUGGAGUAUUUCCCUCCUAUUGCAAUCCAGGACAACAAUGCUUUUGGUUCGCGGAUCGACUGGAGACGCCGUUUUUUGACGACGCAGGCGAACCCAUACUAUGAUGCAUUCGUGAGAUGGCAAGUUAACAAGCUGCAUAAACAGGAUAGAAUCAAAUUUGGAGAGAGGUAUACCAUAUAUAGCGAAAAGGAUGGCCAACCAUGUAUGGAUCAUGAUCGUCAAGAUGGCGAGGGUGUGGGCCCGCAGGAGUACACAGGCAUCAAGCUCGAGGUCCUAGAGUGGGCACCGAAUACAGAGGUCAUUAAAAGCAAGGUUGGAGGAAGGAAGGUGUAUAUGGUAGCGGCGACCUUGAGACCGGAGACGAUGUACGGCCAGACCAAUUGCUUCGUGGGUACCGCCCUCAAGUACGGCGUGUAUGCAGUCAACGAUACAGAAGCAUUCCUAUGCACGCACCGCGCUAUGAGGAACAUGAUAUUCCAAAAAAUUACCAAAGAACAUGGCGUUCUCGAGCAACUUGCAGAAGUAGAAGGUCGGGAUCUCAUUGGCACCAAAGUGAGCGCUCCGUACAGCGUCUACACCCAGGGUGUCUAUGUCCUACCGAUGGACGGCGUCCUAGCCACCAAAGGUACUGGCGUAGUCACCAGCGUCCCCUCCGAUUCUCCUGAUGACUGGGCCACCGUCGCCGAUCUCAAGAAAAAGCCCGAGUACUAUGGCGUCAGUCCUGACUGGCUAGCAGGUCGAGAAGCCGUGCCGCUAAUUAAGACGAGCUACGGUGAUAUGGUUGCUGCCGAGGUUGUCAAGAAGCUGAAGAUUAAUAGCCAGAAGGAUACGAAGCAGCUCGCCGAGGCGAAGGAAAUUGCGUACAAGGAGGGCUUUUAUGGCGGUGUCAUGCUCGUCGGUAAAUAUAAGGGCGAGUCGGUCCAGGACGCUAAGCCAAAGGUGAGGGCGGAUAUGAUUGCUGAGGGUCUUGCGUUUGCGUACGCUGAGCCCGAAGGUGUUGUUAUCUCGAGGAGUGGUGACGACUGUGUUGUUGCGCUGAUGGACCAGUGGUAUAUCGAUUAUGGUGAACCUGCCUGGCGGGCCGAGACGGAGAGGCUGGUCGCCAGAAUGGAGAUGUACACACACGAGACGAGGAACGCGUUUGAAAAGAUAUUGGCCUGGCUGAACAAGUGGGCUUGCGCUAGGACGUACGGACUUGGUUCGGAUUUGCCUUGGGAUCCUCACUUCAUGGUCGAGAGUCUAAGUGACUCCACUAUCUACAUGAGUUAUUAUACUGUAGCGCAGUUGCUGCAUGAAAACAGUAUCGAUGGCUCGAAGCCGGGUCCUCUAGGCAUUAAACCCGACCAGAUGACAGACGAGAUUUGGGAGUACGUCUUCUGUGACGGUCCUUGGCCCAACCCCGCACCUAUGCCCCAGGAAAAAGCCGACGCCUUAAAGCACGAAUUCAACUACUUUUAUCCUUUCGACAUACGGUCGUCUGCGAAGGACCUUAUUGGCAAUCACCUGACUUUCGCGUUGUACAAUCACGUCGCAAUCUUCCCCGAGGACAAGUGGCCUUUGAGCAUGCGCACAAAUGGUCAUCUAAUGCUGAAUGGAAAGAAGAUGAGUAAGAGUACCGGAAACUCUCUGACUCUCAGGGAGGCAACGGAAAAGUUUGGCGCAGAUGCGACACGGCUCAGCUUGGCGGACGCUGGUGAUAGUAUGGAAGAUGCGAACUUCGAAGAGAAGACAGCGAACGCUAACAUCUUGAGGGUGCACACCUUACUAGGAUGGUGCGAGGAAAUGAUAAAGGAGGAGAAGAACCUACGCCACGGCGAGAAGUUGUAUCACGACCAGGUGUUCGAAGAAGAAAUCAACGAGCUGAUCAACAUUACACGAAGUCAUUAUGAAGCAACCAACUACAAAGACGCCCUAAAAUAUGGCUUCUACGAGCUCCAAAGCGUGCGGGAUUGGUAUCGAGAAGUCACCGUCGACACGGGAAUGCACGGUGAUCUUGUCAAGUACUGGAUUAAAAUCGCCUCCCUGCUCAUCGUUCCCAUUGCACCUCACUUCGCUGAACACAUCCACUCUGCGAUUCUCAAGAACCCGACGUCCAUACAGCUAGCCCUGUGGCCUACUCCCUCGAAACCUGUUGAUAGGACUCUCAUCGAAGCGGGGCAAUACAUGCGCGGCACAACCAAAAUGAUUCGAGAUGCUGAGACGAGUUUAUUGAAGAUGCUUGCCAAGUUGAACAAGGGCGGGAAGGGGGGCAAGUCUCAGCAGCAAACCUUUGACCCGAAGAAGCCAAAGAGUGUUAGGAUUUACGUGGCGAAAUCUUUCCCUGAGUGGCAGGACACGUGUGUUGGCAUCUUGCGGGAGGUCUAUGACGAAAAGUCGGACAAGUUCGACGAUGCUAAGGUCAAGGAACUGUUAAUACAAAAAGGGCUGAUUAAGGACAAGAGGGCAAUGCCGUUCAUACAGGGUUUCAAGAAACGCAUACAACAGUUUGGCGCAGAGAUAGCAUUCCAUCGCACCUUGCCAUUCUCUGAGAGCGCGAUCCUGGCAGAGAUGUUGUCAUAUCUGAAGAAAACCCUUUCCUUAGUUGAUGUUGAUAUUUUGAGCGUUGAGGAGGCGCUAGAGAAGCAAGAGGAGGCUGGCUUCACGAAGAGCAUAAUAGAGUCGUCGGAGCCAGGAUGCCCAGCAUUUGAGUAUCGGAAUGUAUAGGGGCUGU